Penicillium angulare is the source of this 543-nucleotide messenger RNA. RefSeq lists its product as uncharacterized. The record is from RefSeq and is a predicted model, not a curated record. NCBI's taxonomy places the organism in Eukaryota, Fungi, Ascomycota, Eurotiomycetes, Eurotiales, Aspergillaceae. The transcript is spliced from 2 exons. The coding region runs from base 1 to 543 and encodes 180 amino acids.
AUGCCACCAGGCGCAUGGGACUCGCACAUGCACGUUAUCGACACUUUCCUCUAUCCUCUCUCUGCAACGGCUAUAUGCACCCCAAAAGCAUAUACCCUUGACCAUGCCACUGUCUUCGAGUCUCCAGUGAACAUUUCCAACGUCGUCCUUAUCCAGCCUUCGAUCUACGUAAUGACCACUCCUGCCUGCUGGAUGCUUCACACAAGCUCGGUUCUAAGCAUGCCCGGGGUAUCAUUGCAUUUGACCCAGCUUCAAACCCUUUCUUUCGCGUACGCCAUCUGGCCGCUCAAAUGGGCGCUUCAACAAUAUAUCCCGCUGCAUACGAUGGCAAUCCUUGAGGGUAUCGUGCCUCAGCUGCAAGUUAGUGCUUACAUUGACCAUUUCGGGAACCCUUUACUACCGGGGCAAGCAUUAUAUACGCAGACCCGUGAUCCAUACACUCUGCCAAGGUUCCAGGCUCUGGUGAAACUCCUAGAAGAAGGGAAUACCGUUAUUUUUCGACACCAUACCGAAUCAGCGAGUUUCUUGUUACGAGCGAUUUAG